Pangasianodon hypophthalmus (striped catfish) is the source of this 5422-nucleotide messenger RNA. RefSeq names its product Ras association and DIL domains 2a (gene radil2a). Gene Ontology annotation, biological process: neural crest cell migration; signal transduction; substrate adhesion-dependent cell spreading. Lineage: Eukaryota; Metazoa; Chordata; Actinopteri; Siluriformes; Pangasiidae. Gene Ontology annotation, cellular component: microtubule. Gene Ontology annotation, molecular function: GTPase binding. The transcript has 16 exons. The coding region runs from base 1089 to 4577 and encodes 1162 amino acids. The record is from RefSeq and is a predicted model, not a curated record.
GGGGAUGGGAUCCUUUGAUAGUACUGCUUUGUCUUCCUUUUUAUAUUUUUAACUCUGCAUAGCAUUUUGUUCUCAUCAGAUUUGUUGUCAUUUUUUCCUCAAUUUCAAAACCACAGUUAAGUUGGUCUUCUGAUUCUGACUUGGACAUUAUUUUUGCAAAUGAGUCUUCAAGCAAUUAAAGAAGCUCUAUUAACCAAAUGUAUACAGGUUUAUGGCAUUGCAAGGCAGUUGAAAAUGACAUGAUCUUGCCAGUAGAUGGUGUACUUUACAUGGGACUGGGCAUUUAUUUACAGACGUCUUUGCUUUUGUCGGGGGUAAAACGCCAAUUGUUGAUCUUGGUAGUCUCUUAGAAUGAAUAUGAUUUUUUUUCUUAAUUAUGACUAAAUGGAGAAUGCUAUUUCUUUGCAUUUGUUGCAUUCUCUCCCACCUAGGUCAAGGGAUAUCCUUUCCCACCCUUCCCUUUUCCGCCAAACAGCAGAGGUUCCACUGUUAGGAAACGGACACUGUGUUCUAGUCACUGCAUAUUCUUAAAACCCUGUCGUGUUUCCUUAUUAAUCUUUCACUUGGCAUGUAACAGUGCAAUGACGUCUCCGAUCAUCCAGCUUAAUAUUAAACAUUUAUUUACACCAGAGUCUACUCGCCCUGUCCUCUCGCGCAUGACGUCAUGGUGGGAGCGCGCUCUUGGAGCUGUUCACGUGACUUUUCAAACACGUUCACGCGCUCACUCAGAGACGCUCACUUCUCAACGGACAGCUCGAAGACUUCACUACUCACACUGAGUUCAGGUUCUCAGUGACAGAUAUAACCAACCUAUUUUUGUUUCCUCUUCAUUAUUUUGGUUGGGAAACUCUUUCUCUCGAGGACAGAAAAUUUCUACAGUGAAGUAUUUUUCAAGAAUGUAGCUGGAGCAGUGGGAAACAUCCUGAACUGCCAGUGGAAAUGGAAAAUAGUGUCAAAGCGGACCACUGCGGUCUGAAUCCUCAAACGAGUGGCUCUUAAUGUGCAUUUAUAUCAAAUUCAUAAUUAUUACACCUUAAAGCGUUCCGUACUUAUCCCAGUCGUUGAACGAGGAUCCAGUUGUGAGGAAAAUGAUCUCUGAGGAGCGAAGCAACCAGUUUAACAAGCAAGCGCUCGGUUUUCCUAUUGGAUUAUUAAUCCGGUCCCCGAAAAAACGGCUCGCAACGCUGGGGAGGAAGCCCAGCAAUGGCUCUCUACAAUCCAACACGUCUGAAUGCACGACUCGAUCUGCUGAGAGUGCUGGUGUCAGGCAGCCAGCCAGAAGUAAGAUUCGCCGGCACAACAACAAGCUGGCCACAGUGUUUAACCGGAGUCCUCUUCUGCGGGACAACGGACCAGGGCGCCUUGCAGGAAAUCUCGAGUUGAACGAUGACCCCACUGAGCUGUCCAGUCAACUGUCUGCCCCAGGGAUCUUAAAAAUAUUUGGCAGUGACAUCUGCCAAGGGGCUAAUUACAAGAGCGUGCUGGCCACGAAUCGCUCCAGCGCCAGGGAGCUGGUUAAAGAGGCCCUUGAGAGAUACUGCCUUGAAAAGGAAGAUCCAGAUGCAUAUGUCCUCUGUGAUGUAAUUGGGCGGACUGGAGUAGCCCACCAGUGGCAGACAGAGUGCCUUCGGGUCAUUGGUGACAACGAGAAACCCCUCAUACUACAGUCCCUUUGGAAACCCAAAGAAGGAUUCUGCAGAAGGUUCGAGAUCCACAAAAGAACAAAUAUUGAAGCUCGUAAUGCCAAAGACAGAGACACAAUCACUGCAGGCCUCAAUGCCCAUGUGCGGAAGCUACAGAAAGUCCAUUCAAGGGUUACGUCACUCUUUGUGGAUGGGAGCAGUGGGGAUAUGGACAGCGUCGGUAUCUGGAGGAGCCUGAGUGACAUGGACCUCUCUGCCAUGGGUAAGGAGGCCUGCAGGGCUAAUAAAGGAGGCACUCUGCAGGAGGAUCCGGAGGCUGAAGCUGACUUGGAGGGACGCUGCCUCAUCACAGAGAAGGAAGAGACGGAAAGCAGUGAUGACAACACAACACAGUACUCCAUCCACCCACCGUUUGAUUUUCCCUACUUUCUUCUCCUUCAAGGUUACAGCCACAGACAAGACUUUGUGAUCUACCUGAUGAGUGGGAACAGCUGUGUGUUUGGCUGCUGUGCUGGGCAUGGUGAGGAUGGAGAGCAGUUGAAGGUGGAUUUUGUGCUCUAUGCCCCUGAUGUGCUUCCCCAGCACUGCUGCGUGCAGCACCUGGAUGUUCCCAGAACCCAAGCUGAUGGUAGCAGGAGAACUUCAACCCUACUAAAGCCCCUCCAUGGAGCCUCCGUAACCCACAACGGUGUGCAGUUAAAGGGCGAAGCUGAACUCUUUCCAGGUGACCUAAUAGGCUUGGGCCAGCAUUACCUCUUCAUGUUUAAGGACCCCACAGCACCUGACGUCCAGCGGAUACCUACCUGGAUGGCCAGUCUUUCUCCCCCAGCUUCCGCCUCACCCUGUAAUGCCUGUGGUUCCUCUGUAAGAAGGCACAGGACCAGCAGGAGGGUCCCAGCCUGCUGGAGGGACCCGGACGAGAGGGUGCUUUCUCUUACCUAUGAACUGCACCAAGAGGACCAGGUGCUGGAGAAGAUCCUCACCAUGGUGGACCCUAGAGGACCACAGCCCAAAUUAAUUCCGGCCUUCCUGCUCUGUUUGUGCAUUCAGCAUUCGGCUGCUAGCUGGGAGAUGACAAACUUCCGCAAACUGUUGCUGCAAUUCGCAAACAAGAUCCAGCUUGCCAUGUGGGAGAGAACAAAAGAGCUUGCAGCGCUUCAGCCAGACAAUGGAGCAGGAGACGGACAGCCAGAGACGGAGGCGAUUUGUCUCUUGAGCAUGGCUGAGCUGAUCCCAGGCCUGCAGCCACUCGUGUUAUGGAUGGCCAACUCCAUUGAACUGUUGCAUUUCAUUCAGCACGAGGUGCCCCUUCUCCUGCCAUGGACACAGCAAGAUGAAGAGCAGGACAAAGAAUUGUUAAAUUCUCAGAUCUUGUCUACACGUACUGCCAGUGAGGAGGCCAUGACUGUCCUAGAGGAAGUCAUCAUGUUCACUUUCCAGCAGACUGUCUAUUACCUUACAAGAAGAUUGUAUUCAGUGCUACCAGGAUUGCUAGAUAGUAACCCUUUCUCUGAGAAUGGACAGCUGCGCAUGCCUGUGGGUGUCAGCAACAUUCUGGAUGUCCUAAAGGAGGCAUUGCAGCUGCUCAACACCUUUGAGGUUCACUCAGAGAUAUCCUCACAGCUCUUGGCCUAUCUCUUCUUCUUCACCAAUGCCUCACUCUUCAACAUCCUUAUGGAGAGAGGUUCAGGAGGUGGGUUCUAUCAGUGGUCCAGAGGAGUACAGAUCCGAGCCAACCUAGAUUUAUUGAUGGACUGGACCCAGAGUGUUGGUUUGGGCGACCUGGCAGCGGAGUUCUUCCAGAAACUCUCCUCAGCGGUCAACCUACUGGCCACCCCUAAGGAGAAUUUACUACAGACCUCCUGGCUGUCUCUUAGAGCUGAGUUCCCUCACCUCAAUCCAGCACAGCUUCAUCAUAUGCUGAGAGAAUACAGCUCCAGCAGGGCCUGUCCCUCCUGCUGGACCCCCUCCCCAGAUGAAGCAGAAUCUGCCCUCCAAACCUCUGAAAUUCUGGAGAGCUUCGACAAUCAUCCUCCACUUAUCCUGCCCAACAGCACCUUUCACUUGGAGCUGGGGAAGCCCAUCACAGAGCUUGCUUUCUUGUCCCACCUUAAGAGCCUGCAGGAGUUCAUCCACAACCUCCCUUUCAACCAGAUACAAAAUGAACCACAACCACUGCAGGACAACAGCACUGACCUGAUGGAAGCUACACAAAUAGCAUCUUCCCCAUCCAGCUCAGAACUGGAGUGCCUUGGGUCCAUCAAAGCCACCAGUCCAACCACUCAAUGUGGUUAUAUAGCAGAGCAACAGCAGUGCUUGUCUGCCUCACCUCCUCAGCUCAGAGGCUUCCACAAUGCUCUAGGUUCCUAUGAAGCUCUCUUGUCUCAGAAGCUGAAGAGCCUGGAGCUCCAGAACCGCUUGCCUGGGGAAACAGACCUGCGUGCACACAAGAGCCUGGCCUUGGACCCGUCCUGCCUACUCACCCCACCCAACACACCCCAAGGCCUGGAGCUCUCUGAACUCGAGGCCAGCCUACAAGAACAGGCGACACAAAACACCAAAGAGAAUGGUCUUAGAGGAAAUGCAGAUGAGAUGAGAGAAAUAGAAGAGGAUGAGGACGAGCGAGAUGAGGUGUUCACAGUAGAUGUGUCAAGAGGACCUCAUGGCCUCGGCCUGGCGCUGGUGGACGGACUGAAAUCUCCACUGGGGAUGAAUGGGAUAUACAUAAAGUCAGUAGUGCCAGGCUCGCCAGCUGCUCAGUGCCAGAAGCUCAGGCUUGGUGAUCGUAUCCUGGCUGUGAACGGAGUCAGUCUUGUAGGCAUGGACUACCAGAUUGGUAGGGAGAUCAUCCGGACAUCAGGAGAUUCUCUCCGGUUGCUAGUGGCCAAAACUGAAGCCAGAAGCAGUGGCAGGAGCUCCAGCACCAGAUGCUAAAACAGUGGGGGACUCUCCUGUUUCCACUAAGGGUUUUCAGGACAAACUAUUGGACUUUUUGUACUUUCACCACCAAAAUCAGACCUUUUACUCUUCCGAGCUGCUGGCUGAGGUCCUCAGACUUUUGUUUUUUAAACCAAAAAAAAAAUUUAAUUGGGAGUAUCAAUGGAAUACCAAAUAAAAUACCAAAAAUUUACUGAAGACUUUAGUGAGACAUGUUUUCUUCUAAGUUUGGGAUUUGAACUCCCUGUGGGUGACGUUUUAAUCAUGUCUGCUUGGAUGCAAAAAAUGCAUACCAAAUGACUUAAAACCAAUGUUUAAUGCAGUAAUUUAAUUCAGUAUUCAUCUCUUUGUCAUCGGCAUUAAAUGGAACACAAUUCAGGUUUGUCUGGAAAUGGCUGUGGCUCAGACUUUAUCCUGUUGUUUGUUUGCCUGUUUUAGCAUCAGUGAGCAAAACACUUAUCCUACAUAUGCAGACACAUAUACGCAAUAUUACAGUAAUAUCAAUGAAAAAUUAUUUUAUAUUUUUGUUCAAUAUAUGUUAACCAAAGUCUGGCUUGUAUCAAGUACUGCUUUUAAUUUGUUCUGGUCAGAGCAAAGUAUUUCUGUUGAAUAUGCUCAAAGCCAUGGAUCAAAUUUCCAGCUACUAGUCUUGUCUGUUUCGCAGCAGGCAUUAACGAGCAUCAUGUGAUAUACAUUCAAUGGUAUAUUUUUUCUCAGUGCCAGAGAAACAGUGUUACAUCAUUACUGAUAUGGUAGAAAAGUAUUUUGUUUGUGAUUUGUAUAUUCUUUUCUAUUCUGUGUAAUAUUUAAAUGUGAAAUAAAUAUUGCUCAUUUUUAAGGUG